GCAGUUUGAGGGAGCGAUAACACCACGAUGGACUUGCUGGACGAACUCGAUCAACUGCUCGCGCAAGAGCGUGACGGCGGCGCCACCCCGCCGACAUCCUACGUCCAUCAACUUAGCGGAUACACUUCCCAAGAACCUCUCUUGACGCCGCAUGGCAAGCCUACUCAUCCGAUGUGCCUCCCGCUACCUCUCGUGCCGCCACCAACGGUCGCCAACGUUUCCGCCGCCCACUUGCUCGCGCAGGCUUCCAUGGACGAAGCCUCCGCCUUUCUCUGGCAAGGAGACCCCAGCCGGACGUUAGUCGAAGUGCCGGUGUCGAUCAAUCGAGUGGACAUCAAGGCUGUCAAGUCGUCCAUGGUCAUGAACGCCAUGUCUUUGUCGUACGAGUUCGCAUCGAUCGCCGUGGACGGCCAGUCGAUGGCAGAAACGUCCAACCUCAUGUUGCGCAAACCCACGCAACUCCAAGACUACGCGCGCGGCAAAAUCGGCAACGUUCCAUUCACCCCUGGCGGCGACUCCCUCGUCACCUCCGACACCAUCGAUCCGUCGAUGGCGUCUCGACUUGCAAAAGUCUACACGACCGAUCCUGCCGCCGCUCUCGCGGUCGCCUCCGACUGGGAAACCCAUUUGGAUGCUUUCUUUCUCCCGGCUCCGGGAUUGUCGGAAGGGUUUACGCACGACGACAUCGCCCGCCUGUCUGGAGCUUCGUCCGCUCCUGCCGUCAUGGAGCCGUCGGUUGCAUGCGACACCGUGGGCGUGAAUCCAUCGACGCUGCUUCGACCGUACUACGACGUCGUCGCAGAUGCACACUCGCUGCACGCGCUCACUCGAGCGAUCGCCGACGACAAGGCGCUGCGAGCUAUGGACGUGGGAAACCCAGCGUUAUCGGUACAAAGCCUUCUCAGUGCCGCCGGCGACGAUUUAGCGUGGGGCGACGACGACGAAGAGCCUCCAGCCACCGCCGCGACUUCUCAUUCCGACCAAUUGACAAAAAGUAACGCUGACAUGCCAAGCAACGUCGAACCGUUCGAAGAAGAAGAGUGGCUGGAGGUGUCGAGUUUUGCAGAAACAGCAACUACCGCAACAACAGCAUCGUUCGAGUGGGCGAGCGUGGCCGAAGUGGACGUGUCGGACUUUGACUCAAAGGACCUGGCGAUGAAGUUUCCGUUUGAAUUGGACUCGUUUCAAAAGCAAGCGGUGGUGCACUUGGAGAACCACGACUGCGUGUUUAUUGCUGCGCACACGUCGGCUGGCAAAACGGUGGUGGCCGAGUACGCGAUAGCCAUGUCCCAGAAGCACAUGACUCGUACAAUCUACACUUCGCCGAUCAAAGCGCUGUCCAAUCAAAAGUACCGCGACUUUCGAACCAAAUUUGGGGUCGACAACGUCGGAUUGAUCACGGGCGACGUGUCUAUUAACCCCGAAGCCAGUUGUUUGGUCAUGACCACGGAAAUCCUACGAUCGAUGCUAUAUCGAGGCGCGGACGUGAUUCGGGAUAUUGAGUGGGUCAUCUUUGAUGAGAUUCAUUACCUCAACGACUCGGAACGAGGGGUCGUGUGGGAAGAAGUGAUCAUCAUGUUGCCCGAGCAUGUGUCGAUGGUAUUUUUAUCUGCGACGACCCCCAACACGUUUGAGUUUUCCGACUGGAUCGGCCGCACCAAGCAAAAAAAGAUCCACGUUAUCUCCACAUACAAACGCCCAGUACCUCUGGGCCACCACCUCUACGCGGGGGGCGAAAUCAUUCCCAUCGUGGACGCAUCCACAAACCAGUUCCUGCCCGCGAGCCACACGUAUGCUACUCAAAAGGUCAAGCCCAAAGAAAAACCCAAGGGAACCAAAGGAGCGCCUUCUUCUUCUUCAUUUCGAUCCAAUAUGGGCCGCGGCGGCGGGGACAAGGCCGACUGGACCAAGUUUAUCCGCCUUCUCCAAGAUAAGACGCUCUUGCCCGUGGUAGUGUUUGCCUUUAGCAAACGAAUGUGCGAAGAAUCGGCCAAUCGAUUGGCGGGGAUGGACUUGAGUUCGUCGUCCGAGCGCUCCGAGAUUCACGUGUUUUGUGCCGCCAGUAUCAGCCGAUUGCAGGGAACAGACCAGCAAUUGCCUCAAGUGCUCCAAGUCCGGGAUAUGCUUCUGCGCGGCAUUGGGGUCCACCACGGCGGUCUGCUUCCGAUCUUGAAGGAGAUGGUCGAAAUCUUAUUUGGCCGAGGGCUGGUUAAAGUGCUUUUUUCCACGGAAACAUUUGCGAUGGGGGUCAACAUGCCUGCUCGAACGGUGGUGUUUAACGGUAUUCGUAAACACGAUGGAAAGAGCUUUCGGGAUCUCCUGCCUGGCGAGUACACGCAAAUGGCUGGCCGCGCUGGACGGCGGGGUCUCGACGCCAUUGGCACUGUGAUCAUUGCUUGCUGGGGGGAAGUGUCGGACACGACGUCGCUGCGCACGAUGCUGCUGGGGCUGCCGACCAAAUUGGAGAGCCAGUUCCGCCUCACGUACAACAUGAUUCUCAACCUGCUGCGCGUCGAGGACAUGACGGUGGAGGACAUGAUCAAGCGCUCAUUCAGCGAAUUCCGCACGCAAAAGGCCCUCGCAUCGAAGAACAUCCCCCACGCCAUCCAAAAAGCCAAAAAAAUCCUCGUGCGUUUGGAGGAAGACUUGGAACAUACCCACGGUGGACAACUGGAUUUAGCCCACGUCCAGUUGUUUUACGAGCUCACGACGCGCACGAAGCUCUUGGAGAAGCAUCUGGUGGGGCUCAUUCUCAGCUCCAAGUUUGCCGCCGCGGCGCUGUGCAUUGGGCGUGUGCUGGUCGUGUCCACCGCCGACUUGGCCGACGCGGUGGCGAUUGUGCUGCAAGUCAACAAAGGCACGGUCAAGUCGUUUGUGGCGCUGGCACUGUGUCCGGCAUCGUACUCGCCGCCGCCCGCCGCCGCCGCCGACACUGCCCCCUCCCAUCUUCGCUCGGGUAUGCUGAUCCCACUAGGGCGUCGGGAGCCCAAGUCCGCUGGACUGAAAGUGGGCGACACGGGGUCGCUGCUGGGCAAGCAUUAUGUCGUGCUGGAGCUACCAGAGUCUUGUGUGGACCUCUUAACCCAGGACAAGGGAAGCACGGCGGUGCGCAAUUUGCUCGAAGCGUCCGACGUGUCGGUGCUGUCUCGCGCGAUGGAACUGCUUGUGGACAUGGAGCCCAAGAUCAAGUACAUUCUGGACCCCCGUGCGGAUCUGAAAAUGAAUGACAUCGACGUGGUCGGCGUGUACAGUAACAUUCAGCACAUGUAUGGCCUUAUGCAGCAAAACGUGUGCUUCAACUCGCCAUUCGUACUGCCAGUCUUGGGGCAGUUUGCCAAGAUUGCCAAACUGCGCGAGUACGUGGCAGGGAUGACUGCGGCGCUGUCCAACCAUUCGCUGUCUCUGUUCCCCGACUUUCAGCAGCGUCUUAAGGUGCUCACAAGACUGGGCUACAUUGCCCAAGACAACACUGUCCAAGUCAAAGGGCGCGUGGCGUGUGAAGUGAACACGUGUGAGGAAUUGAUUUUGACGGAAAUCAUCUUUGAAAAUGUAUUGGCGUCGUUGGAACCGGAAGAAAUCGUGUCGGUGCUGUCGGCGCUGAUCUUUCAGGAAAAGACCCAAAAUGCCACCACGUUGACGCCUCGGUUGAUGGAAGCGCAGACAACGGUGCAAGCGAUUGCAUUGUCGUUGGGAUUGAUUCAACUGGAAGCGCAUUUGGAAAUCGACCCCAAUGAAUACGUCAAGUCGACGCUCAACUUUGGGCUCAUGGAAGUCGUGUACGAGUGGAGUCGAGGCAUGCCAUUCAAGGCCAUUUGCGAAUUGACGGACGUACCUGAAGGGUCGAUUGUGCGCUGCAUCACGCGACUGGACGAAGUGUGUCGGGAAGUUCGCAACGCCGCUCGGGUGAUUGGGGACCCCCGGUUGUACCGCAAGAUGGAAAUUGCGUCGGAAAGCAUCAAGCGCGACGUUGUGUUUGCCACAAGUCUGUACUUGUCCUAGUCGCCAACUCUCGUCUAGAUUAAAACAAUUGGAAAACCUCCAAGAUAAGAAUAACUAGCCUCGUUUAACUAGAACCACUCUUUUCUACAGUAA
Messenger RNA from Aphanomyces astaci, 4092 nucleotides. RefSeq lists its product as hypothetical. Gene Ontology annotation, cellular component: Ski complex. The coding region runs from base 28 to 3999 and encodes 1323 amino acids. The record is from RefSeq and is a predicted model, not a curated record. NCBI's taxonomy places the organism in Eukaryota, Oomycota, Saprolegniomycetes, Saprolegniales, Verrucalvaceae. Gene Ontology annotation, biological process: nuclear-transcribed mRNA catabolic process, 3'-5' exonucleolytic nonsense-mediated decay. Gene Ontology annotation, molecular function: RNA helicase activity; RNA binding; ATP binding. The transcript has 24 exons.